UCAACACAGAGAUGGCGACUGCGAUCAGGCUGCUGGGCCGGCGGGUGUCCACUUGGAGACUGCGGCCAUCACCGUCUCCCCUCGCUGUCCCGCGACGGUCCCACUCAUUACUGCCUGUGGACGAUGAUAUCAACGGGUUAAGCGGGGAACAGAAGCAGCUUCGUCAGACUAUGUCGAAGUUCCUUCAGGAACACCUGGCCCCCAAGGCCCAAGAGAUUGAUCAAAGCAAUGAGUUCAAGAACCUGAGGGAGUUCUGGAAGCAGCUAGGGAGCCUGGGAGUCCUGGGCAUCACGGCCCCUGUUCAGUAUGGUGGCUCUGGCCUGGGCUACUUAGAACAUGUGUUGGUGAUGGAAGAGAUAUCCCGGGUCUCUGGAGCAAUAGGGCUCAGCUAUGGUGCUCACUCCAACCUCUGUGUCAACCAGAUCGUUCGCAACGGGAAUGAGGCACAGAAAGAGAAAUACCUGCCCAAGCUCAUCAAUGGUGAGUUCAUCGGCGCCCUGGCCAUGAGUGAGCCCAAUGCUGGCUCUGAUGUUGUCUCCAUGAAGCUGAAAGCAGAAAAGAAAGGAGAUUACUACGUUCUGAACGGCAACAAGUUCUGGAUCACCAAUGGCCCUGAUGCUGAUGUCCUAGUUGUCUAUGCCAAGACAGACUUGACUGCUGUGCCAGCUUCUCGGGGCAUCACAGCCUUCCUGGUGGAGAAGGGUAUGCCUGGUUUUAGUACCUCCAAGAAGCUGGACAAGCUGGGCAUGCGGGGCUCCAACACCUGUGAGCUCAUCUUUGAAGACUGCAAGGUGCCUGCUGCUAACAUCCUGAGCCAAGAGAGUAAGGGUGUCUACGUACUGAUGAGCGGGCUGGACCUGGAGCGCCUGGUGCUGUCAGGUGGGCCCCUUGGGAUCAUGCAAGCUGUCCUGGACCACACCAUUCCCUAUUUGCAUGUGAGGGAAGCCUUUGGCCAGAAGAUUGGCCAAUUCCAGCUGAUGCAGGGAAAGAUGGCUGACAUGUACACCCGCCUCAUGGCAUGCCGACAGUACGUCUACAACGUGGCCAAGGCCUGCGACGAGGGCCACGUCACUGCCAAGGACUGUGCCGGCGUCAUCCUGUACGCAGCCGAGAGCGCCACACAGGUAGCCCUGGACGGCAUUCAGUGUUUAGGUGGGAAUGGCUACAUCAACGACUUCCCCAUGGGCCGAUUUCUUCGGGAUGCCAAACUGUAUGAGAUUGGAGCUGGGACCAGCGAGGUGAGGCGGUUGGUCAUCGGCAGAGCUUUCAAUGCAGACUUCCGCUAGCCCCACAGCCCUGGUCAACCCCUGGUCCUAGCACCAAGAGACCUUUCUUUGGAAGCAGAGGCAUGGCAGCCUUCUCACCUGUCUAAGGAAGCUCUGCUGCUCAGCUGCCCUUCUCAUGCCAGCCCUCUGCUCCGUGUGAGGUCGGAUCCUCCAGCCAGCCAGUCAGAAGAGCCCAAAAUGACUGCAAGAAGGACUUUGGCUUUUCUGGGGCUUGUGGGGAGAGCUUCAGAUGCCCUGCCUCUUUCAAUUUUCUUAGAGUGGUCCCUUUUCUUUCUUUUUUUCUGAGACAGGGUUUCUCUGUGUAACCUUGGCUGUCCUGGACUUCACAUUGUAGACCAGGCUGGCCUCUAACUCAUUAGGAUCCGCCUGCCUCUGCCUUACCAAGUGCUGGGUUUGCUGGCUGUUUCCCCAAGGUCUAAACAGCUCCAGAAUGCCUGUGCAAUAGACCCGUGGAAGGGCAGAGUCCACGGUCUAGCCAAGACAGUGUGCAGAGUGGCUCCUGCUGGCCUCCCUGGUGUGCCUGAGUCUGUCUGCAUCACUCUGUCACAGGCUAGAACUGGGCCUUCUCAUGUGACCUUCUGCAGCUGACUGGGCAGCUGACAGGCUCCAUGGCCCGGCCUGGUUUGCCUGGCUCAGCUCCAGCCUCUCUGACUGUACAUUUCUCUAGACACCCUGAAGCUAAUUGUGUUACAACCAGCCAGUGGCUGCUGCCAUUUUGUAUUUAACAUACUGCAAAGUAAAGCCUUCUGUGCCCAAAGCAGUGUUCUAGAGGAGAAGCAAGCCAUUUGCCAUGACCUGCCUGCACCCUGAGGGUGUCCUUGAAGAGUCCCGCCCCUUUGGUAACAGGACAGGAGGCCAGAGUGGGAACCCACUCAGACCCCAACUCCCAGUGACCUUUUCUUUCAUGUCCCUGAGCUAGGCAAGCACUGUACCCCCUGAGUCAGCUCCCUCCCCCUGCCAACUUCUCCUUGGUUUGAUUUCAGUCUCCCUGUAGCCCAGGCUAGCCUUGAACCAAGAUCUUGAACUGAAGAUCUGCCCCGAUCUCUUGAGUGCUGGGAUUACAGGCAUGACCCACAGGCAGACCCCUGCGAUUUUCCUUAAAGGGAGGGGAAGUCCGUCCGGUAUGUGAAGAUAGAAGGAGAACCUUAAGUUUCCGGAGGCCACCCCUGAGGGGCGUUUGUCUUUUGAGACACGAUCUAACCUGUAAUACAGAAUCCCCCUGCCUCUGCCUCCUGAGUGCCAUGAUCAUAGGCACGAACCACCAGACCUAGCACAUCUCUGAGUUUUGUUUUGUCUCCAAGUGUAGCCCAGGCCUUGAACUCAGAGAUCCUCCUGCCUCUGCCUCCCAAGUUGAGUUCUGGGAUUAAUUGCGUGUACCACCACCAUGCCCCUCCCAAUCUUUGCAGCUUUUUUUUGUUUAGUUUUGUUUUUCUAUAUCUUGACAUUUUCAAGGUCAGAAUUGGAGGAUCCCAACCUGUGGCUGCCGCAGAUAGCACCCUAGGAGUAGGUUCCCAAAAGUAAAACUGGUUUUCAUGGCUCCCAGCCCAGCAGGGCUUGGUCCAGGCCCACGGCCAAGUGCUGAGGCUUGAGACAGGUGGAGUUAGCGCCUUCCCGACCCCAGUCCAGUCCCAUCUAAAGUGGAAGUUCCAGAGCUCGAGGCUGCCCCUUGGCUUUCCCCCUCUGGGCCCUGCUCUGGUGGUGACCUAAGAAGGACCAGUGGAAUGACCCACUGAAGAUGUUCUAAGUGAGGCAGGGGUCCCACAAGCCGCAAGAUGGCUUGCCACUAAUCGAGACAACCUGAGUUGGAGUCCCGGAACCAUUGUGGGUGGAGAGCUGCCCUCUGACCUCCAGAAGUCAACAGGAUGCAACCCGGUCACCCAGUCGCGCCCACUGGAACCCUACCAAUUUGAGAGUGUCCCCCAGAAGGUCACAUGAUAAAAACCUUAAUCCCAGGCAUUUGUUAAUGGUUCGCUUGAGAGGACCCUCAUGACUUCGGUGGCUUUAGAAGAGGGGACCUUGAACUGCUGUGCUUGCCUUUUCCUGUGAGGUCCUCACCAUGUUCUGAUGCAACAGAAAAUCCUGGAGGUGGGAGUGUCUUGCUUUUGGAUACCCAGCUUCUGGAACCUUGAGCUAAAUCUCUAUAAUUACCCAAGGCGUGUGCCUCCAGCUAUAGCAACAGGAAGAAUGUGUUUGUUUUCCUGUUUGUUUUGCAAUGUGAUGCACACAAAUGUUUUUAAAUAAAAGACAAAACAAACUA
Messenger RNA from Psammomys obesus (fat sand rat), 3543 nucleotides. RefSeq names its product isovaleryl-CoA dehydrogenase (gene Ivd). Gene Ontology annotation, cellular component: mitochondrion. Bases 12 to 1286 code for a protein of 424 amino acids. Gene Ontology annotation, biological process: L-leucine catabolic process. Lineage: Eukaryota; Metazoa; Chordata; Mammalia; Rodentia; Muridae. The transcript has 12 exons. The record is from RefSeq and is a predicted model, not a curated record. Gene Ontology annotation, molecular function: flavin adenine dinucleotide binding; 3-methylbutanoyl-CoA dehydrogenase activity.